AUGGAUUCUCCAAGCUCCAGUAACGAAUUCUCAACCGAAACCAGCUCAAACCCGAGGUGCUACAGCACAAACAUUGACCACAGUGUGCAGCCGAUGGCGUCUACGGCUUCUGGAGACCUUAGUAGAUCGUCUAAGGCUUCUGUUGAUUCUAGUAGGUCUUCCAAAACUUCUGGAGCUUAUAAUAGGUUUGACAGGUCUUCUGUACGGCCAUCUGACGGCUAUGACGAAGCCAUAAAUAAUAUAAGUUCAACGUUUAAUCCAGUACCGUCAGCGCUUCAGAAUCCUAGCUCAUCAAAGCUUUUGGUUUCAGCAUCGUCAGGGCUUCAGAAUCCUACAUCGUUAGGUCUUCAGAAUCAAAAUCCUACAUCUUCUAAUCUUCAGAAUCCUAAACCAUUAAGCCUACAGAACUCUACAGUAUACGAAAAGGUGAUAGAAGCCUCGGAAGCCCCAUCAACCAGCUCUACCCUAUCCUCGUACCCAUCUAACUCAUCCACAAUAUUAACCAUGACCACCACCGACAAUCCGUAUUGUUCUUCAGCUCUUCAGCCUUCUGAAGCGGAUUCGGAAUCCGUCUGUUUCGUCCGAACCCUGCCAUCAGAUCAUCAACCAUUAACACCCGAACGCCGUCGUUCUCGCCCAGUACGCACCAAAUCAGCGCUAGCGUCACGUCGCAAGAGCACGAUCGUCUGUGUCUGUGCCGUAGCCAUGCUUCUGGCUUCUGUAAUCCUACUUACACUUGCUGUAAUAGCUCUGAAUCAAGACAAAGUUUUGGCAAGAACGGCACGAAAUACGCCCGAAGACACUCCCAAGGACGACCUGGACAAUCUCUACAGACAACUCGACGAUACGACCGGUUGCAAUCGCACCUUGGACACACCCCUACUCAGACAAUUGCUCAACUCCACCAUUCAGAACAUGCAACUCCAGAAGCCGGUGCUCCUAUGGCUGGCCAAUGUGGCGCCGCGUUAUCCUUACCUGCUUGAAAUGAAAAGUAAGUUUGAAAUUUAAAAGUAUUUGAAUUUCAAAAAAUUUCAAAAAAAAUUAAAUUUGAAAAAAAUUUUUUUAAUUUUCAAAAAGUUAUUUUUAGAUACUAAAUCAAUAACAGUUUUUAAAAAUAACCUUUAAUAUUUGAUAAAAACUCAAAAUAAUUUUAAAAUGCACUGUGCCAACUUUUAAUUUUUUGCACGGCGCAUCAAUUUUUCUUAAAAAUUCAAUUUUAUGGCUAGAAACGAAAAAUUUUGAAAUCCAAAAUAUAUGCUUUGAAAGGGUAUUUUACAGUUGUUUUUAUACUACCUAAAACAUGUUUUCUUCGAUUGGUAAAACGUACUAAAAUUUAAAAAAAAUAGCACCGUGCAAAAGAAGUUAUUUUGGUGCAUUUGCUACUUUAUAUAGAUCUUAAAGGUAAAAAAAUGGAAAUAAAAUAAUUUUAAAUAAUUUUUGAAAUUGUGAAAUUAAAUUUUUUAAAAAAUUUCAAUUUUUUGAAAAAAGUCCGAGGACUUUUGUGCCAAAGUAAAAAACGGUUAAAAACUUCUGGACUAAAGCGAAAAAUGACAAAAUUGUCAAUUUGGCUUAAUAAAAAAUAAAAAAUAAUUAACUUUUUACCUAAAAAGACUAAUUUCAACCAAAAAAACCAUUGAAACACUUGUUUUAGACACCCCCUUGAACACGACUGUAACAAAGACACCAUUAAUCCGUCCCCUACCUGGAUCUCAUGCCCCAGUUCAUGUUCUUCAUCUGGACUGUUCGCCCGAGCCGAGAUGGGUACCAGUUUCGGUGUAUGGUACCGCCACAUUGGAGACGUUUGUUGAAAUGAGGCUACCUGAAUUGGAGCUGAAUGCUUGUCCUUUCAGUCAGUGUUAUCAGUCAAAGGUAGGCUAUAAUGUUAUAAUGUAAAAUAAUAGUCAAUAGAACCUAAUUUGGAACUUUUAAGCUGCCACACAAUGCCAAAACCGCGGAAAUUUUGAAAAAAAGACGGGUUUUUCUGAGGUUGUGACAGUUUUUCUGCCAUUUUUAAUUGAUAUUGGGCUUUAUAUUGCGCUUUAUACUUAAAAAUGGCAACAAAAAUCUAUUCUUGAUAAUUUUAAAUAAAAAAAAUUUUGAAAAACUUGUAAAACCAGGGAUUUUGAUUGACUUUUUGACCUUAUUUUACCAAUAUUAUCUUUUAAUAAUGAUAUUAUCAUGCUUUAACCCCAAAAAGUAGGUCAAACCAACUUAAAAAGUCGUUAAAACUCAGCUCGGAGCCAUGUAAAAAAAAAUAUAGCCUAAACUACUAAUUUUCAGUGCUCCUGGACCUCUCACGGUGACCUGAAGGUCUAUGCCAAGCCUUGUUGUGAUGCCGAAAGUCGGUUCUGUCGAGCUGACUGGACUGCCAUGCUCAAUUUGUUCUACUUUCUGUCGAUUGGUUUCGCCUUAGGCUCGGUUGUAAUGAUCGUGACUGUGGUGUUCGAGCGAUAUCGCCAGCAACAGGAGUCGCGAGGCUGGGCCUUGAUGGAGUGCUUCUUCGUUGGAGCUGCCAUCUUGUAUAUGAUUGUAGGUUUUCAUGGCUUAUUUUGGGAAGAAUUGCAGGUUUUUAUGCUAGUGACAUAUGAAAAAUAUAGUACUGUGUAGUAAUGUUAAAUUUUCCAAAUUGGCGGGAAAUUCAAAUAUUUGGAUGUUAAAAUUCAAAAGUGCGAGUUAAAAUUUGUUAUAUGCACUAAUGGUACUACAACUAACACAUAUAAAAAAUUUGACUUGAUUCUGAGCGGGGCAAGUUAGGUAUUUUCCUUGUGAGAGAACUUAAAUGUAAUGACUGCACAGUGCGUGGUCAAAAUUCAUUGCACCGUGCAGGCCGUCUAACCACUCUUGAAUAAAAUUCUUUUUUUCGUAUUGAAUUACCUUACUUUUACCUACUUUAUACAAUAUUUUACAUUUUUAAAAGUCGUUUUUAUCGUAGGCAAACUUUAAAUUUUAAAGAUUGGCCGCACGGUGCAAUGACUGAAGUUCGUUGCACCGUGCAAAUCACUUAAAAUUUUUUUUAAAACGGGUUUUUGUGACGAAUUAGUUUUUUAAAACUUUAAAACUACUUAUUAUCAUUAUUUUAUUUAAAAAUCAUUUUUUCAGCCACUAAUUGAUUUUACCAUUGCCAAUAUUCACGGCUGUGUCAUUGCCAUUUGGAUGCGCGAAAUCGGCUUCACAUUGUUUUAUGGCUCCGUGGUGCUAAAAAUAUACAGGCAAGUCAGAUACGAUUCAUUUCUUUUUAAAAUUUGUCCGAAAUUUAAAAUUUUUUGUAAAAAAAUUAAAGUUCUGCACGGUGCAAUGUUCAUUUUUGAAAAUUGCACUGUGCCAUUUUUAAAAUGAUGUUUCAAAAAUUUGUUACUAAAUUUAAAAUUUUGACUUAUUCAAGAGCUAUUUGAAUAGUUAUUUUCAAAAUUAAACAAUUUUAUUGCGCAAUAUCUUACUUUAUGUUUUUUGCUCUGCACGGUGCAGUUUUUAAAAGUGCAAAUUUUUUCUGUCAUUCUUAACGUUGUCGUCAAUUUUGCAAAGAAUUUGAGUAUGAAUAAGAUUUUACAAUCAUAAAAUAGUGUUUUUUCAGGAAUCUUCAAGAAUAUAGGGUUAGAAAGGCUCAUCAUGUGAUAGUACGUGAGAAAGAUCUUCUCAAGUACCUGCUCGGCUUCAUGGCAAUCACUUUUACUGGUAAGGAGGAUUUUUAUCAUUAAAAUGCUAUUUUUAACAAUUUUUUAAAAGUGAAACAUAAAAUCAAAAAUUAGUCCAAGAAAGUCUCAAUUAUUUUAUUUAGGCCUAGUCGCGUGGACGUUAGGAGUCCAGCACUCCCCCGAGCUGUGGAACAGCCAAUGGCCCCAAUGUCCGUUCGAGUCGUGGUCCUGGAUGUGGACAAUGUUCGAGUUGCUCUUCCUACUAUACGGUGUUAGGCUUUGUUACAAGGCGAGGAGUAGUAACUGGGUGGAACGGUACCAAUUCACGGCCGCCGUUUGUCUCGAGAUCUUGGUGAAUAUGGCCGUCCAGAUGGCCAGAUACUUCAUGAAGGACACCGGUUCCCACGACUUCCUCUUCAUCACUGCCAUUAUUCGACUGCAUCUGACCGUCUCGGUCAACAUUGCUGCCAUCAUAACACCCAAGUUCAUUGUGAGUUGUUGCUGUGCCAUUUUAGCGUGAUCAUUUAUAUUGGUAACCCCCCCCUUACCUACCCAAAAAAUGUCUGUAGCACAGUCCCUGUGACUACUUAUACUCAUUAGUUACUUUGAUAUUACCACCUGUACCAACUUAUACAUCGUGACUUCAGGUAAACUCAGAUACAAAUCGCCGUUCGCUGAGCAUGUCCGGCACUGGAAACAGUAGUCGCGCUCAUCCCUCGCUGGCGAAACUCAGGGAUAAUCUAAUUAAUGGAACGAUAGACUUUGCCGAGAUCCCCAUCAUCGACAUGAAUCCGGAAGAUAUUCGAGUAGGUAAUGAUAGGAUAUUGUUAUCAUUGAACGUAUACAUUUGGCGCGACAUAUACUGAUAUAAUUAGUGUUUUAGGCAUUACAUCAAUUUGCUAGCUAUAUUAAAUUAUGUUAUAGUAACUUUUUUUAGCCUUUAUAUUUACUUUUAACCAUUAUAUGACAAAACCCAUUUUUAGGCCGAACUUAAGCGCGUCUACACUCAGCUGAGGAUGUAUAAACUCAAAAACCUGUACCAAGACAAUCCUCACAUCUCGAAGCGCAAGGGUGGAAAGAAAGUUAGCGACAAGAACACCAAGAACCGUCGCAUCAGCAUUCCACCGGCGAGUUCGCCCAAGAUCAAACGCGUCGACGAGGAGGACGAGAAGAGCGAUCUGACCGUGGAGUCGGCGCCUCACAAUGUCUACUUGUCCACUAAUAAGCUCCAGUUCGAGCCGAAUGACCAUUCAGUGCGGGUCUGA
Molecule: messenger RNA, 4897 nt
Organism: Bursaphelenchus okinawaensis
Lineage: Eukaryota; Metazoa; Nematoda; Chromadorea; Rhabditida; Aphelenchoididae
Source: the annotation of a GenBank genome assembly